UUGUUUUCUUUUGCAAUUUUCUUUUCUAAUUAGUGAUUAGUGAUUACAGGUGAGACAAUUAAGAGAAAGGAAAAGUUGCCUUAAAAAGAAAGAUCCAGAUAAAAGUGAGAGAGGGAGAGAAAUGAUAACGAAAUAGAUCACAUUUUCCUGGUCCCUUCUCUCAUUGGAAAGAAGGUCAAGUCUCAUCCUCCAUCUUGUUAAUUCACUUUUACUUUUUAAUUUCUAUUCCUCCUCCUCCUCCCUCUCCACCUUAUACCUUUCUCCUUCAAAAGUAUCUCUUUAAUUGUGAUAAAAUAUUAAUUAUAUUUGAUGACGAUAAUCAAAAACGUGUAUUUAGUGUUCUCGUGUUAAUGUUCCAAACGGAGGAGGUCACACAUAGAAGUUAACCAAUUAAUCCCUCGGAAAUUACUUCUCGCAUCAAUCAUUUCCAUUCUUCACCAGGUAACCAAAACUACCAAGUUCCAACUGUCCAUUUCUAAUAUUGGAAAAUCUUCUCAAAUCCCAUUGGUUAAUUAUCUGUGUGCUAAUCAACUUUACCCUACGAAAGGAAAACAAUCCCCUGCAAUCCAAAGUUUCAAUUGAAUCAUUUCAAAUUAUUAACAAAACCUGAAAGGUUAACGGAAAAUUUUUCAAGAUGAUUCGAGAACGAUUAACUGAACCCAUUGAUAAAAAUGCUCUUGACCAAUUGAAGAAACAUUUUUUCGAGAGAGUAGCCAAUGAACCAGAUCAAUAUGAUCCAAUUGAUCUUGAAAGAAUCGAGAAAGAUGAUUGGUGGGUUUAUCGUUUCUUAGCCGGUAAUUUACUUAAUCAUGAAACUGCUCUUGAAGCAAUGAUUGAAUCAAUGAAAUGGCGUAAAUCUCAUGGUUUCCGUUCAUUUAAAAUGAACUAUUUUCCUGAUAUGUUUUUCAAAACUGGAGCUUUAUUUCAAUAUGAAACCGAUAAACAGGGUCGCCCAUCGUUGAUCCUACGAAUUAAAUUUGUCCGUAAGAUAAAGGACAUUCAAAGUGCCAUAGAACAAUUUGUUGACCAUGUCCUUUGGUCAAUCGAUGAAGAUUCCAAUGGAAAUGGAUGGAUUUUAAUAUUUGACUUUAAAGAUGCAGGACUACAAAAUGCUGAUUUCGAUUUGCUUCAUUAUUUGAUUAACGAUUUAAAGAUUCAUUUCCCAUUGGGUAUUGAUGCCGUUCUGGUUGUUGAUCUUCCCUGGAUUCUAAAAGCUUUCUGGUCAAUGGUGAAAACAUGGAUUCCCAAUGAAGGCGGUGAUUUGGUUCAAUUUACUACACGGAAAAAGUUGAAAGAUCAUUUUGACGAAUCAAAUUUACCUGAUUUUCUAGAUGGUAAAUGUAAACGCCCUUACAAAGGUGAUCGUAUGGUUCCUAAUGGUUCCCCUGAUGUUUAUCAUUUCGGUUCCAAGGUUAUGAAUGUACCUGCCAAUAAGAUUGAAAGUAUUGUUAAAAUUUAUGAAUCAAUUAUGACUUGAUGAUUAGACAAACGGGAGAAACUCAAUCAACAAUCAAUUUCCAACAAUCGAUUUUAUGUAAAUCUCAUUUUCCUAUUUUUAUUCUGUUAUAUUGUUUACCAAUUUUUAUAAUUCUUUCAAUUGAAUCUCAAUGACCUUAUCUCUUUCUCUAUCUAUCUUUCUCUCUCUUUUUCUUAAUGACUGACAAUCAGUCUUAAUUGUAGUGAUUAAGAGAGAGAAAGAUAGACAAUCAAAAAGAUUUACAAAAUAACAAUUUUAUCCUGAAAAUAA
This is a messenger RNA of Panonychus citri (citrus red mite), 1747 nucleotides long. Its product is annotated as motile sperm domain-containing protein 2-like. Lineage: Eukaryota; Metazoa; Arthropoda; Arachnida; Trombidiformes; Tetranychidae. Bases 635 to 1477 code for a protein of 280 amino acids. The record is from RefSeq and is a predicted model, not a curated record. The transcript has 6 exons.